Messenger RNA from Symbiodinium pilosum, 1936 nucleotides. NCBI's taxonomy places the organism in Eukaryota, Dinophyceae, Suessiales, Symbiodiniaceae. The record is from the annotation of a GenBank genome assembly.
GCGCUGCGUUGAGCUGGGCUUCGGCUUCGCGAGCGCACUGGAGCAAGAGGUGGUUGCAGGUGCCUUGGAGCGCUUCAAGCCAGAUGUCACAGUGCUAGUGCCCGAUCUCCAUGGCCAACUUCCCAAGUCGUUUUCUUCUGGUGGCGGUCGUCAAUACGUAGUGAAGGUUGGCUUUGCAAUGAAAGGAGCGCCUUGGCCUGAAUUUGCGCCAAUCUGGCUGCAGGCCAGCAGCCGAGUCGCCAUCUGCAAGGCCUCUGGACAGGAGGUGGGUGCCGAGUCUGUGGUGGUUGGGAAGGAUGAGACGGCUUUGUCGCUUCGUGCAAAGCACGCUUUGACUGCGGCGAAGCUUCUCAAAAUCCUUCUUGAGGAGGGUGAAGGUGCACUCCCAAAACUUGAGUCAGCGCCAACUGUCAGCAAGGAGGCACCAACACAAAUAGAUCUGGCUUGGGAUGAGGAUUCUGUGGAUCGUUUCAUCCGAGCGUACCUCUUUCCUCCGCACGACCCAGCAGUUGUCGAGGUGCCCGCCAAAAAAGACACCUACUUUAUUGAGAACAUGGAGCAGUUCAAUGACUUUCGCAUGAAGGUUCUCGAAGAAGGUGUACGGGAUGGACACCUUUCAAAUCGAAGUUACGCAGCGGACACGCAUUGGUAUUCCAACGUUGGUGGAAGCAUUGUGAAGAUGGGUGAUUCCGACAUACACAUGCCGCUGAAGACAUCCGACAAGAAACACAAGGCCAUCAUCCCUGGUGCUGCCAUUGGGGCGCGAAAAAAGCUGCGAAUGAACGAGCCCCUCAUCGGGCCGAAUGCUGAGCGCUACUGUAGCGGGGCGUUGGCCUCUGGUUGGAUCGGUGUUGAGGGCCCAUAUGUGAAGCAGUUCGAGAAGCACCUAGCUCGUAUCUGUGGUUGCUCAGCAGCAUGCGCCGUGCAAAGUGGUACAGCUGCGCUGUAUGGAGCCAUGAAGGCACUAGGCGUGUCGGAUCCUUCUCACCAUGUCUUGGUUCCUGCUUUCACUUGUGCAGCAUGUGCCGAUGCUAUUGUCCAUGCUGGUGGCAGGCCAAUCCCCAUCGACUGCGACUUGGACUCCUACGGCCUAUCAUUGGAGGCUGUCCAAAGCGGCCUUGAGGCGAACAAGGGUGUUGUGGGCAUUGUCAUUGCUCCGUGCUAUGGCGUCCCUGCACGAGAUUUUGGUGCGAUUCAGGCGCUCUGCAAAGAGAAGGGUCUCUGGCUUUGUGAGGAUGCCUGUGAGUCGUACGGAGCCAGCUGCAACGUACGUGGCUUCCGAGUCCCGGUGGGGUCAAUGGCAACAUUGAGUGUUGUGUCGACGCGUUCAGAGAAAAUGAUCGGCGUGGGCGAGGGUGGAGCCAUCCUCGGGAAUGACGCCACCCUUGUCGCUAGGGCCAAGUGGUGGUGCUCUAGGGCUCCUUGCAGAGGCGUGGGCCUGUGGCGCGUUUACGAGCACGACGCAGUCGGUCAGAACUUCCGCAUGCCUGAAAUGUUAGCUGCUGUGGGCUGCGCCGCUGCUGAGAUGCUCCCGGUCAUGAUCGAGCGUAAGCGGGCCAUCCAUAGCUGGUACGAAAAUGGUAUUGCAGCGCGACCUGCCUUGAGAGGUGUGAGGCUACAACAAGCCUCCGAAGGUGAUGAUAGUGUUUGGUGGAUCAAUGCGGCAUUACUUCCAGAUGGCUUAGGCGGCGAGCAGGUGGGUAUGCAGCUGAUGAAGAGCUUCCCUGACAUCGAGAUUAGGCCUGGCUUCUUCCCGCUCAACAACGUGGCUAUCUUUCAGUCUCAAUGGUCGCGGCCAUGCCCUAAUGCUGAGCUCCUCUACAAGCGGCUGGUUUGCCUCCCCUCCUCGAACCAGCUCCUGCAGGAGGACGUUGAGCGGGUUUGUGAUGCGCUGGUCGAGGCGAUCCGCGCGGUUGCGGUCACCGCCGCACAGUGA